Molecule: messenger RNA, 781 nt
Organism: Mytilus trossulus (common blue mussel)
Lineage: Eukaryota; Metazoa; Mollusca; Bivalvia; Mytilida; Mytilidae
Exons: 2
Coding region: 212-625 (137 amino acids)
Source: RefSeq, a predicted model, not a curated record
AAAGUGUCCAAUAGUGAUUCUUCAAAGAUAUAUAUUAAAAGAAAGUACUCGUUGUACCGUUGCAAUAAUUGGGUUAUUUUAAGAAAUACCACUGUAUUUGUUCAGACAUUUAAAAAGUCGUGUGAUCAGGGGAAUUGAAAAUCAUUGACAGUUGAUUUUUUACCGACUGAUUAGAUUUCUCUGUCGUCUUGGUUGUCUUGGUUUGUGAAAAAUGACGGAAAAGACGCGGUUAAAGAAAGCGGGAACUGCAACUGGAAAGAGCAAGGAAAAUGCUGUAUUGAAAGAUGGAAGUCUGGCUGUAUUAGCGAGAGUCGUAGGUGUAAAACAACUUAAAGGAUUAAUGUUGGCCAUGUAUUUAAAUAUACCGAACACAUCUAUUAUUAAUCUGAUUAAUGAACAAUGCCCAGAAACCGGAUUAUCUGAUGCAAAUGACAAAGUGAUGAUUGAAACAACACAGAAAUGUUUGUUGUAUUGGAAACAAAUUCGAUCAAAUUCAAAAGACAAGGAUAAACUUAAGGAACUUAAAACAGCUUUGGAAAAGUUAGGAGAGGAAGACAUCAGAAAGGUUAUCGAGGAUAAAGCAGCUGACAAUUUAGAAUUGACAGCCGACGCUUUUUCGGAGUGAAUGUUUCUUUUCUGUAUUCAUUUUUUUUUCAUUAUUUAUAUGGCAAUGAACUUUUUAGAUACAAUAUAGUAUUGCUAUCUAUAGCAUUAUAAAUCUGUGAUAUAUGAAAAUAUUUAACCUAUGUAAAUUCAAAAAUAAAAUGAUAAUAUAUGUCUG